AUGACCUUUCAAUCGGAUAAUGGGAAAGCCUUUGUGGGAGACCUGACGAAAGAACUCAUGAGAAGAUCCCACAUUGCACUGGCACAUUCGACGACCUACCAUCUACAAACGAAUAGACUAGUGGAAGAGCAGAACAAAAUGCUAGUGAAUAUGCUCAGGGUAAAUUGCUCGAGGUAUUUGACAGACUGGAACAAAUAUCUGCCACAAGUGGUAGGGGCGUAUAAUAGCACGCAACAUUCAACAACUGGGAUCAGUCCCUUCAUGAUGUUAACAGGCAGGAAGAGAGCGAUGCCCCUGACUUUCUUCUAUCCGGAAUAUGAAGGGCAAAAGACAUCGCCUCACGCCUAUGUGAAGGAAGCAGUCAGAAGACAACAGGAAUUGAACGAGCUGUGCAGAAAGAAUACAGCACAAGCACAGAUGAGACAGCGCAGGAAGUAUGAUGGAAAAAUACUUCGGGCGAAAUCAUAUGCCGUGGGACAAUAUGUCUGGGUGUUCCAGAAUGUCACACUUCCAAAAGAGACAAAAAAGCGACUAAAGAAAUGGAGAGGACCGUUCAUGAUAACGGAAGUGCACCAGCAGGGUCGGAUCUAUCGCUUGAGGACAAGGCGUGCGGCGCACUACGAAAAUCUGAAACCUCACGUCCCAUCACCGGAAGACUGGUGCGUACCACAGAACAUGGAAGGACUCGAGUACCUGCUGGUGGAGCCAGCAUGCGAGGUAAAUGAGAACGGCACCAGAGAGAAGAAUGAUGGCAACGAGAACAUGAGGACAACGAAAAGAUAG
Messenger RNA from Symsagittifera roscoffensis, 783 nucleotides. RefSeq lists its product as uncharacterized. The transcript has a single exon. Gene Ontology annotation, molecular function: nucleic acid binding. The coding region runs from base 1 to 783 and encodes 260 amino acids. Gene Ontology annotation, biological process: DNA integration. NCBI's taxonomy places the organism in Eukaryota, Metazoa, Xenacoelomorpha, Acoela, Convolutidae. The record is from RefSeq and is a predicted model, not a curated record.